Molecule: messenger RNA, 2711 nt
Organism: Arachis stenosperma
Lineage: Eukaryota; Viridiplantae; Streptophyta; Magnoliopsida; Fabales; Fabaceae
Exons: 1
Coding region: 1956-2567 (203 amino acids)
Source: RefSeq, a predicted model, not a curated record
GAGAAAUUUCUUUUACAAGGAUUUCACAUCUUCCUCCAACCAUUGAUGAUUAUAUGCUCCUAUUUUCAUUUUAUUUAUUCUUCUGCAUAUUAAAAUUUUAAGAGCCAUUAAUAUCGGUUGAAAACUGCUACAAAGCAGAUAUAGAUAUUUGUCUAUAUAAAAUAUGUGCAUCAGUGUAUGCAUAAUGACUGGUUUACAAUUGGUAAUUUAUAGUUUAUAGUUGUUGUUCUCCUUUUCACAUAAAAAAUAGUCAACCUUUUUCUAUAACCAUAGUUAUACUUGCAUGUGUGUUUUCCAUUUACCCCAAAAAAAAAAAAAAGAAAAAAAAAAGAAGAAGAAAGUAGUUAUUAUAAUUGAUCCUAGUGUGUUAAUUGCCAAUACUUUAAAUUUUAGUUUUAUUAUUAUUAUUAUUUUAUAUGUGAAUUUAUUUCUAACUUCAUACUAAGUUUAACUACAUGAUUAUAGGGAAUUAUUUAACUUUAUUUUACAAUAAUGACAAAAAUGAGUUAAAUGUAUAGGUGAAUUUUGGCCUUGGGAAUAAUGAGAUGAUUGCUUGCAUUUCCUCAUUAUAUUUUACGUUAUUUAUCUUUUAUUUAUAGUCAAAAGCUAUUAAAUUUUAUUUUAGUAUACUUAAUAUUUAAGGUUAUGGUAAUAAUUAUUUCAAAUGGCCUUUGUCAAAGAAUUCUAGAUAAGAGAAAAUGAGGAUGUUAAUUUUUGUGACAAUUACUGUUUUUAAUUUUCAUAACUGUACAAUUGUUUUUCUAAAAGGUGCAAUCAAAUCUUCUAUUUGUUGUUUUGCUUUGUCCCUCUGUUAUUGUCUUUGUCUUGUUGCUUGGGAUUUGGAUUUAUAAUUGUUGUGGGUAUUUUAUUUACGUUAUAUAUUUGUUGCUGUUUAGCUUUCCUUACCUAUAGUGCUGUUGCUUCUUAUUGUUUUCUUUAAUUUCAUUUGUCCUAGUGUUCUCAUUUUGCUCGAUAAAUAUUAUAAAAUUUUUAGGCCUUGCAUGUUCUUCCUCUUCUUUGAUUCUAAAAGAUUGUGUGUUAUUUAAUUGUGUUCCUAGUCAUUCUCUUAAAUCUUUGUGAAUAUUACUGUUGAUUUUAGUGGCCAUCUCUUGUGAACUUCGUACUUCUUUGAUCCAACAUAAACUUGUUUUGACUUCAUACACCAUCUUUUUCUUUUAUUGUUCUAUCGAAGUUUCUUGAUUCGGAUUUUCUUACUAUGAUGCGAUUGAUUCUCUUUUGGCAUGCUUCACUAUUUUUGUAUAUCCUUGUUUAGUUGCGAUCCUACACAUCUCCCCGAAUUCUUGUGAACACCAUCUGUGAUGUUUUCUCUUUUCUGCCAAAGUUUAGAAUCCUUUUAAGCAAACUCGUGUUUGUUUCAAUGUUACGUGCGAUUCUCAGAUAUAGCAAGCGAUACGUUAGUUCUUUAGGACACAGCUACCGAUGCGGAAGUUCAGAAAGUUGAAAUUCGAACACUUCACAUAAGACUGGUUGCUACCAUAGAUAUGUACUACAGAACCAAGAUUGUAUUUAGAAAAGAUUGACGAACGACGUGAAGAGGCUAUGUAUAUCUGAGUUGUCAAGGGAACGAGAGUAGGGAAAUGCCAAUGACAUCGUUUUAUCAUGAUCCUAUCUUGUAACUUUUGCACCUCGUUAUGUUGAUUUCUCAUGUUCGGUAAAGUGCUAAAACCAUGUAAAGUUUUGAAGAUUAUAUCAAUUUUCGAGGACGAAAAUUUUUAUAAGGAGGGUAGAAUGUAAAAUCCCUACAAUACCCCUUGUUCCUCUUUUUUUCAAACCAAACCCUAACCCUCUUCUAACACACUCACUCACCUCUCACUACCGCACACACUCUCACUCCCCUUACACCCUCUUCCUCACAGCACGCACACCCAGACUCUGACGGAAGAAAAGAAAGAAAGAAAAAGAAAAGAGAGAAAAGGGGAGACUGCGAGAAGAGAAUGGAGGAGGAAGGCGGGAGCUGUCCACGCCGAGCCACCAUGCGAGGAGAGAGAGAGAGAGAGUCGCACCUCAUCACCGCCGGCUUGGAGCACGCCGUUCGUGUCCCGUCGCGUCGCCGCCAGCCGCGUCCAGCUCGCUGCAGUCGCCAUCAGAGGCCAAAACCGAGAGAGGUGCGUCCGAGAGGAGGGACGAGUGCGAGAGAGGAGACGCGGAAGGACUGCCGCCGUUCUGCCUCGCCACCGUCGAACUGCUACAGUCGCCGCGCCUUGUCUCCGUCGCCGCUAAGCUUCAACCGCCGCCAUCUCUGUUGGGAGUCACCGUCAUUGCUGAAUGAAGAGGGAGAGUUUGAGUCGGCCAGUGAAGGGAGGAAGAAAGAGUCGCGAUGGAGGAGCCGUUCACCGUCGUCGCGUCUGCUGUUGCCAUCAACGGAGCUCGUCAUCAGGGGAGCAUCACCGAUGUCACUACUAAUGAACCGUCUCCGUCCCUGUUGUGAUCUUGCUCAGCCCUACACCCCUUCAUUCUUGUCUCUAAAUCAGCACAAUUUUUCCCCUGUUCUGACUCCAUGUAUGAAACUUGCUAUCAUGGAACAGUGGGAGCUGUUGAUGUUAUGAUUACAUCUGCGAUGUAGCCAUGGAAGUUGUUGCCACCGUCUCGAUCCAAAUUCUGCGCUCAUUCAUUUCAUUUUACUUCAAUCCUCCUCAUCUUGGAUUCUAGCACUCUGGGUUCGAUAUCUUCGGUCCCUUAGGACCAUGUUG